This is a messenger RNA of Colossoma macropomum (tambaqui), 695 nucleotides long. It is a transcript of the gene gpx8, whose product is annotated as glutathione peroxidase 8 (putative). Lineage: Eukaryota; Metazoa; Chordata; Actinopteri; Characiformes; Serrasalmidae. The coding region runs from base 24 to 653 and encodes 209 amino acids. The record is from RefSeq and is a predicted model, not a curated record. Gene Ontology annotation, biological process: response to oxidative stress. The transcript is spliced from 3 exons. Gene Ontology annotation, molecular function: glutathione peroxidase activity.
UCCUCCACGGUCCUCCCCAGAAGAUGGAGUCUCUCGGCGGCUACCCGAGCAAAUCCAGCCCGCGAGGAAAAGCCCUGCCGGUGCUGAUGAGCCUGGCUGUGUGUUUGGGGUCGCUUUACUUGCUGCACAGCAGAUUCGCGAAGCCAAGACGACUUAAAGACUUUUAUUCCUUUGAAGUGAAGGACGCGCGAGGAAGGAGCAUCUCUCUGGAGAAGUACAGAGGAAAGAUCUCGCUGGUUGUAAACGUGGCGAGUCAGAGCGAGCAGACCGAGGAGAACUACCGGUUCCUGCAGGAGCUGCACAGAGAACUAGGCACUGCCCAUUUCAACGUUCUGGCCUUCCCCUGCGGUCAGUACGGCCAGACCGAGCCCGGCUCCAGCAGGGACGUGGAAGCCUUCGCCAAAUCCCACUAUGGAGUGACCUUUCCCAUCUUCAGCAAGAUCAAGAUCAUGGGCUCAGAAGCAGAGCCCGCAUUCAGGUUCAUCACAGAUUCGGUGCAGAGGAUACCAAAGUGGAACUUCUGGAAGUUCCUGGUGAACGCCGAGGGCCAGGUGGUGCGGUUCUGGCGGCCGGAGGAACCCAUGGAGGAGAUCAGGCAGGAGGUCACGGCACUCAUUCGGGAGAUCAUCCUGAAGAAGAGGCACGAACUCUGAGGGUCUGAGACCCAGCAAUGAACAUAGGAAAGGUUCCUGAGA